AAAUCAUAUGGUCAAAUUAAUUGUCAUAUUCCCUUUGAAGUAUAAUGAGCUGGCAUUAAACAUAGAAGUUUUUUUUCCUUUUAAUAUUUUCUUUGUCUUGACUGAACCUUUUCCACUUGGCCCCUGUGACAGUAUAUCAGGUUUCCAAUAAAUUAUGAUGUAUCAAUAGAAAUCUUGCAAAUAAUCAAGGUUGUCAAUUCCCCUUAACCUGAUUACAAAUGUUUGGCCGAAAUGAAGAACGAACGGUAAAAGUUGCCAGGCAAUGUAUCAUGAAUGUGAUUACACAGUUUCCGGUAAAAAUGAAAGUAAGCUUUCGGUUUGAUUCCACCAUGCCGGAAAGCUGUAGAAAACCGGGGCGGUGUUUACAUGGGUUAUCUAGCGAGGGCCUGCUGACUUGAGAAGAAUAUCCUACAGCAUUACUCGGAGGAAUGGGGCGUUCUCGCAGAUAUAAACGCUUCCGUCAGGGACACACCUUCACAUUAACGCCACAGCCUGCGCAGGAAGCAAACCACACGGCCCUCACUGCGAUUAACACUUCAUCAAAAUGGUCAAACACAUCGAAAAUGAGGAUGGAUUUGAUCAGGCCUUGAAGGAUGCUGGUGACAAGCUGGUUGUGGUGGACUUCACCGCUACAUGGUGCCCUCCCUGUCGGAGAAUCGGUCCGAUAUUUGAAGGUCAUUCGGAGAACCCAGAGUUCAGCAGUGUUGUGUUUCUGAAGGUGGAUGUGGAUGAAGCUUCGGACGUUUCAGGAAAAUGCAAGAUCAAGUGCAUGCCAACAUUCCAGUUCUACAAAAAUGGGAAAAAGAUUGAUGAAUUUUCCGGGGCAGAUGAAGAGCAACUGUUGCAGAAACUGCGUGAACAUAAAUGAGUCUUCCCUUCCGACCUCCAUCAAUCAGCUAAUUUUCCAAAGUUACUUCUGAAUGAAAUUCCAUUUUGUAUACAAUACACCUUGUGUACCUUUCAGAACAAUAAAUUAAAUGAAUGAAAUAAA
This is a messenger RNA of Conger conger (European conger), 991 nucleotides long. RefSeq names its product thioredoxin-like. The record is from RefSeq and is a predicted model, not a curated record. Gene Ontology annotation, molecular function: protein-disulfide reductase activity. Bases 545 to 868 code for a protein of 107 amino acids. The transcript has 5 exons. NCBI's taxonomy places the organism in Eukaryota, Metazoa, Chordata, Actinopteri, Anguilliformes, Congridae.